CUCUUUCUCAAGUUGGCAUCACUGUUGGAAUUAAAGUUUACACAAAAAAUGGCGAAUGACAGAAGUGAGGUUAUGUUUAAUUAAAAACGCUACAGAAUCAUUCUAAUUAUUGACAAAAAAGUAUUUUUUCACAGUAAAAGUGUUAUAAAAGUAAUAAGAAAAAUUGAAUAUCAUUGUCAUUAGUUCUACAAAAUCAAGAAAAAAUGGCUCUUCGAACUUAUGGUGAUAAGCCUAUAAGCUUUCAAGUCGAGGAAAAUGGAGAAUAUUAUUGCAUUGGUUCCGAAGUGGGAAAUUAUUUACGACUAUUUCGAGGGUCAUUAUAUAAACGCUAUCCUGGCAUGUUUAGAAGAUCAAUUACAAAUGAUGAACGAAAAAAAUUAGUAGAACUUGGUUUAAGUCAACAUGUUCUUGCGUCUAGUGUUUCUCUUUUGAGAGCAAGCGAAGUUGAGGAUAUAAUUGAGGGAAAUGAUGAAAAAUAUAAAGCCGUUUCUGUUCAUUCAUCAGAACCGCCUGCACCGCGAGAAGGAAAAUCUAAAAAAUCAAUGGCAUGGGUUCCCAGUUUACCAAAUAGUUCACAUUUGGAUGCUGUUCCACAAGCUACACCUAUCAAUCGCAAUCGAGUGCAUAAUAAAAAAGUUCGCACUUUUCCGCUAUGUUUUGAUGACACAGAUCCAUCAGCUAAUUUAGAGAACGCAGCCCAGCAGGAAAUGCUUGUUCCAAUUCGUUUAGAUAUGGAAAUUGAGGGGCAAAAAUUGCGCGAUACUUUCACGUGGAAUAAAAAUGAGAGUUUAAUAACACCAGAACAAUUUGCUGAGGUUUUGUGCGACGAUUUGGACCUUAAUCCAUUGACUUUCGUUCCUGCGAUCGCACAAGCGAUAAGACAACAAAUAGACGCCUUCCCUCAGGAGAUAAUAUUAGAAGAUCAAUGCGAUCAGAGAGUUAUUAUUAAAUUAAAUAUUCACGUUGGAAAUACAUCGUUAGUCGAUCAAGUUGAAUGGGAUAUGUCAGAAAAAGAGAAUAAUCCGGAAAAAUUUGCAAUGAAACUUUGUGCUGAACUUGGACUUGGCGGAGAAUUCGUUACUGCCAUCGCUUACAGUGUACGAGGACAAUUGUCCUGGCAUCAGAGGACGUAUGCAUUUUCAGAAGCUCCACUACCAACGGUUGAAGUUCCUUUUAGAUCACCAUCAGAAGCUGAUCAAUGGGCUCCAUUCUUGGAGACAUUGACAGAUGCAGAAAUGGAGAAGAAAAUACGAGAUCAAGAUCGAAAUACACGACGAAUGCGACGGUUGGCUAAUACUACACCUGUAUGGUAAAAUGAUAUACAUUUAAAUAAAUUACAAUUCAAUGAUUAAGUUUAUAUAAAAUUACUUCGUAAUUAUCUAUUGAUUAAAAGGAAUUGUAAGUUUUUACGGUUUGUGUAAGUAUCUAACAAUUUUUUUUUAUGUAAAGAAAGUCAUUUGAAAAUAAAUCAUCUUCAACUAACA
Leptopilina boulardi is the source of this 1484-nucleotide messenger RNA. RefSeq names its product SWI/SNF-related matrix-associated actin-dependent regulator of chromatin subfamily B member 1 (gene Snr1). Gene Ontology annotation, cellular component: nuclear chromosome; nucleus. Lineage: Eukaryota; Metazoa; Arthropoda; Insecta; Hymenoptera; Figitidae. The record is from RefSeq and is a predicted model, not a curated record. Gene Ontology annotation, biological process: regulation of transcription by RNA polymerase II; chromatin remodeling. Gene Ontology annotation, molecular function: transcription coregulator activity. The transcript has 6 exons. The coding region runs from base 204 to 1313 and encodes 369 amino acids.